AUGGGAUCGCGAGAAGAACGCAAGAGCCACUGGAGCGUCUUCGACGGCGUUAAGAUAAUCGCCGCGACACCGGAGGCUCUAAUGACGGAGAUCGACUCUGCAAUUUCAAAUCUGGAAUACACACGCGCCACCGCCAUACUCGACGUCGAUCGGUUACACGACGCACGCACGGCGGACGAAUCGUACAGAGCGGGCUGCGCAGCUUUGGCCGGCGGGAAGCUGGAGGAAGCUCUGGAUUGUUUCAAUGUUUCGCUGUCAAAGUGUCCUCCCGAUAAAAUUGCUGCGGUUGCUAAGCUUCGAUCUUUGAUAUCUCUCACUUCUCAACACCUUCAAUCAUCAUCAUCAUCUUCGUCUUCUUCAAAUUAA
Molecule: messenger RNA, 366 nt
Organism: Lathyrus sativus (Indian pea)
Lineage: Eukaryota; Viridiplantae; Streptophyta; Magnoliopsida; Fabales; Fabaceae
Source: the annotation of a GenBank genome assembly